This is a messenger RNA of Ilex paraguariensis (yerba mate), 2092 nucleotides long. The record is from the annotation of a GenBank genome assembly. Lineage: Eukaryota; Viridiplantae; Streptophyta; Magnoliopsida; Aquifoliales; Aquifoliaceae.
ACCUUCAUACGAAACCUCCAACCAGUGAAACGACGACUUCGUAUCUUUUUCGUCUUCAACUUUCUCUCUCUCUCUCAAGGAUUGAAAAUGGGUUCAAGUAGCAGUCGCAUGGGAACCUCGCGCUCAUCUGGGUCUUCCUCCAGACUCGGUCGCACCAAACAUAGACUCUCUUCGCUUUUCUGUGGUGGCACUACCUCUCAAUCACCGUCUGAGUUUGAAGAGUAUCCACAAAAGUCACCGAUAAGUUCUCUAGAAAAUUUACCUCCUGUUAGUGAUGAAUCUUGGAGCUCCAUUGCAGAAACUUCAAUAUUUGGUUCGGAAACUGGAGUGACCAGUUCCAAAACUGAGAGUGGGGACUCAUCUGAAAUCAGUGAUGGAACCAUUGAUCAUGCUUCAGUUGAAUAUGGUUUGAGAAAUGCUGAAUCAAAUAGCCACGAGACUUGCCUUUCCAACAGUAAGGAAUCAGUUUCUUGUCAGGUAAGUUCUGAUUGUCUUUCCAAGGAUGCAUAUUUGGAUAAGGGUAGUAAUACAGCUAGUACUUCCUAUAAAGAACAGCCAUAUCAAGAUUCGGUGUCAGCAAACACAAGGAUUAGCUUGGUUGCAGGUGUCGGGGCUUAUGAUUCAGUGUUCGAAGGUGCGUCGAUAAAUUGUUUGGAGGAUACAAAUACAAGCAGUGCUGCACGUGAGGGUGCAGAUUUAUGUGCAGAAGGUGAUUUUGCCGAAAAUUCUGUGGCUGCAGUCAUAGCCUCUAGCAGUUCUAAUUCUGGGUCUCAUUGCAUUGAUCCUCACCCUGUAGUAAGUCUUCAGUUGGCUGGAGAUGACACUACUCGAUUGGCAUCACCUUCUGGUUCAGAACACCUUGUGUCUGAUACUGAGCAGGAUCUCAGAACUGGAGACCUACAUCAUGUUGAUGUGGUGAGUAUCUCUUCCAACCUGUUAUCUAGUAGCAUCAAUGAAAUAAGUAACCGCGAAGCGAGAAGGAAUAGUAGAAGACUCUUUUGGGAUGCUUUAUCAAGGCGCAGUUUUAGAAGAUAUAGUGAUUCACCAACAAUCGUUUUCACAACUGAUCAUGCUGAUGAUCUAGGAUCUCAUGACAGAUGGUUUCUAGAUUUGAGUGGUGAUCUCCACUAUGAUGGAAUUGGUCGUGAUUCUGUUUACCCGGGCUUUAGAAGCCAUCGCAGAAAUGAACGGCGCUGGCAAUUAAGAUCCCAGAUCUCAGAAAGAGUUCUUGGUGGCCUUGGUGAGGAAGCUCGGCAGACGGCAUUUUGUUCAUCUGGGCUCCAUCCUGAGGGUACAUGCUCAUGUGAUUCGUUUGAUAUGGCUGCAGAGUCCAGCGCCCUUGCAAGUAUUUCAAGGAUAGUCAUGCUUGCUGAGGCUUUAUUCGAGGUUUUGGAUGAGAUUCAUCGCCAGCCUCUUUCACUAUCCAUGCUCAAUCUCCCGGCUCCAGAGUCUGUUGUAAACUCAUUUCCUCUUAAGAAUCACAAAAAGUUAGAUGCAGCUGAAAGUGGACCAAAUGAUGUGCCACAGUGUUACAUUUGCUUGGCUGAGUACGAGGAAGGGGAUAAAUUAAGAGUUCUCCCUUGCCAUCAUGAGUAUCAUAUGUCAUGCGUUGAUAAAUGGCUCAAAGAAAUAAACGGGUAUUUUUUCUCAUCCAUACCUUUUGUUGUUUUUACUUUAUCCGAGUGCUGUUUUUUUUCUUUCAGUGGAAAUAUAAUUUCUUAUGUAAAGUGGCUCCCACUUCUUGCUCCUUUGCUGGUGAUUCAGGGUAUGCCCCCUCUGCAGAAGCAAUGUUUGUGAGGGUGCUUCCCAGAAUUCUAUCCCAAACACGGAAACCCCAUCCCAAUGAUGCAUAGUAUGUAUUUAUACAUAUACCUGUAAAUAAGGUCAUGUACUGAUAUGUUUCUGUCUGUUGUUUUGUAUCUCUCAGUUCCAGUUUUUCCUUUUAAUCUGAUAGUGCAUAUUAUAUUGUAAGAAUAUGAUUAUGCAAUAAUAUUUUUUGUCAAAAUGGAAGUCUUUUCUGUAUAUUCAUUUAGAGUUGAAUACAAUCGUAUAUAAAUACAAAGCCAGAGGAAUUGUUGGAACCUAUUCUAGC